CAUACGUUUCUUUUGCAGGAGUAGAAAAUAGGGAGUAAAUAAAACGGAAAAAAUCAUUGAAUAAAACGGAAAAAAUCCUCCAACCGGAGAUGGGGCGGCUCUCCGUCGGCGGUAUUGCUACUGGUGCACUGGCUGCCUGAUCGGGAAGUUCAUCUCGCCGAUUUCCGACGCCGUUGCCCACAUCUUCAUGCCGAAAUUGUAUAGUAUUUGCUUCAUAUUCUUUUUCUUUAAAUGUACCAUUGAAUUGCCCACGCACUUGAAAUUCGAGCAGAGUGGAGUUUCCUCCGGGAGUAGGGUUUCUGGCAAUUAUUUUCGCCUGGGUUUUUAUUCCUUUCUUGGCAUUCGAAGUUUAUUUGAAUCGAGGGGGAAGGAAAUGAGAGAGAUGAUUCAUCGUUGGGAAGUUGUCUUUAGUUUGGUGCUUUUGCUAUCUGUUUCUACAACAAAGGCAUCUGAUACGAUAGAUUCUUUUGACCAGUGUGAAAACACUGUCAAGAACUGGGUAUCUUCUUCCCUUGAAUCAGAAAUUAGCAGAGACAAUCAUCAGUUGAGGGACUUGCUAUUUUUCCUUCACAUACCUAGGACAGGAGGAAGGACAUAUUUUCACUGUUUCCUGAAAAAGCUUUAUGCCAACUCUCUGGAGUGUCCACGCUCCUAUGAUAAGUUAAGGUUUGAUCCCAGAAAGGAAAACUGUCGAUUGUUGGCUACCCAUGAUGACUACAGUGUGAUUACCAGACUUCCUAAGCAUAGAACUUCCGUGGUCACAAUUAUUAGGAAUCCAAUCGACCGUGUUUUUAGUGCUUAUGAAUUUUCAUUGGAAGUAGCUGCUAGGUUCUUGGUGCACCCUAACUUAACAUCUGCCACUAGAAUGUCGGGAAGGGUCCGUUCAAGUUCAAAGGGAGUAAGCACCCUAGAUAUCUGGCCGUGGAAGUAUUUGGUUCCUUGGAUGAGAGAAGACCUAUUUGCUCGAAGAGAAGCUAGAACACGUAGAGGAAAAACGAUUAUCAAUGGAAAUGAUCCUUACAAUAUGGAAGAAAUUGUGAUGCCGUUGCACAAAUAUAUCAAUGACCCCAUGGCUCGGGAUAUCAUCCAGAAUGGGGCCACAUUUCAGGUUGCAGGACUCACAAACAACUCUUAUGUGGCAGUGUCUCAUCACGUGCGCCGUUGUGUCUUGAAGUAUCGGAGUCUGGGUCAGUAUGUACUUGAAGUCGCAAAGAAGAGGUUGGAUGGAAUGUUGUAUGUGGGAAUCACUGAGAACCACAAAGAGUCUGCCGCCAUGUUUGCAAAUGUAGUUGGUACUCAGGUGAUUUCCCAGCUAACUCCAUCAAGCUUUGGCAAAAGCACGGAAGCAUCUUCCAACAAUUCAGAAAAAAUCAGUCCUUCCGGAGAUUCUGCUUCUGAUACAGAGAUGACUGCAGAAAAACUUAUUGAAGUGUAUGAGGGCUGCGUUUCGAGCUUACGCUCAUCUCAGUCACAAAGAAGAGCAAAGUCACUGAUGAGAAUAUCUCCUGCAAAUUUUACAAAAGAGGCUCGCUGUCGGAUUCCAGCACAACUCAUACAGGAGAUAGCAUCACUAAACAGCCUGGACAUGGAACUCUAUGAGUAUGCGCAAGUCAUCUUUGAAAGGCAAAAAAACCAAGUCGGAGUGCAGAGAGCGGAGUUUGGUGCGGAUCACGGAAAACUGGGGAGCGGUUGGGACGACGCGGCGGCCGCCGCCUCUUGGAGACUCCUUUGUUUUGCAUCCCCUUUUGUGUUGGUGUCACUCUGUCUUUUCAUCUUUGUAAGUGCAAGGCGAAGAUCAGUGUCAAAGGUUAAAUUAUAAACAAACGUGACUUUGACUUGAGUCCCUAAUUAAGAAAGAAAGAAAAAAAACACAUACUCCCUCCGUCCCUGAGUAUUUGUCCACUUUUGACUUUUUUUGGUCAAAAUUGGUAAACUUUGACCUCAAAUUAAAUAAAAAUGAUAUUA
This is a messenger RNA of Cuscuta campestris, 1965 nucleotides long. The record is from the annotation of a GenBank genome assembly. Lineage: Eukaryota; Viridiplantae; Streptophyta; Magnoliopsida; Solanales; Convolvulaceae.